Messenger RNA from Puntigrus tetrazona (Sumatra barb), 3144 nucleotides. Its product is annotated as UDP-glucuronosyltransferase 2C1-like. The transcript is spliced from 6 exons. Gene Ontology annotation, molecular function: UDP-glycosyltransferase activity. NCBI's taxonomy places the organism in Eukaryota, Metazoa, Chordata, Actinopteri, Cypriniformes, Cyprinidae. The coding region runs from base 1 to 1584 and encodes 527 amino acids. The record is from RefSeq and is a predicted model, not a curated record.
AUGAGACUCGUAGUCUGUUUUCUUUCUCUGCUCGCUGUUUUCGGUUCCGCAGAAUGUGGGAAUGUUUUAGUCUGGUAUACUGAGGGAAGUCACUGGAUCAAUCUGAAGAUCGUGUUGAAAACAUUGACUGACAGAGGACACAGUGUCACAGUGCUGGUGCCGGAUGACUCUCUCUUCAUGAAGGCUGAAGAAUCGGAUCGUUUCUUCUUCCAGCACUUUAACGCGUCCACAUCUGCCCAGAACAUACGAGAUUUCUUUGAUGAGUUUCUGCAUUUCUCAGUGUAUGAGACUGAUCAGUUAAACUUACUGCAGAUUCAGAUGAAACUAUACGAACUUGCUUCCAAACAUCAGGAAAUAUCCUUGUCGUACUGCGACGGUAUUCUCAAAUCUCCAGAGUUGAUGGAUAAACUGCGGAAGGAAAAGUUUGACGUUCUUCUGUCAGAUCCGAUGUAUCCGUGCAGCGAUAUUGUGGCUGAAGUCCUAAAUCUUCCCUUGGUUUAUACUUACCGAUUCUCCAUAGCUCAUGUUCUAGAGCGGAUGUGUGGUCAGAUACCAGCUCCUCCAUCAUUUGUUCCUGGAGCCAUGAGCAAACUCACGGACAAGAUGAGCUUCACAGAGCGAAUCAUCAAUAUGCUCUUCUACCUGGCUAUGGAUUCUACUUGCAUUAUUGCUUGGAAAAAGUUUGACAACUACUACACUGAAUAUUUAGGACGGCCCACUUCAUAUUGUGAGAUGAUGGGUAAAGCUGAUAUCUGGUUAAUCAGAACCUACUGGGAUUUUGAGUUUCCUCGGCCAUUCGUGCCCAACUUCAAAUAUGUUGGAGGUCUUCACUGCACCCCUGCCAAACCAUUACCAGAGGAGAUGGAGGAGUUUGUACAGAGCUCAGGGGAUGAUGGGAUUGUGGUCUUCACUCUGGGGUCUAUGAUAGACAAAAUGCCCAAAGAGAUAAGCAAUAAGAUCGCCUCCGCUCUGGCACAGAUUCCACAGAGGGUCUUGUGGAGAUAUAAUGGAGAGAAGCCAGAUACUCUUGGUGAAAACACCAGAAUCUAUAAGUGGCUCCCUCAGAAUGAUUUAUUGGGUCACCCCAAAACCAGAGCGUUCAUCACUCAUGGAGGCACUAACGGCGUAUAUGAGGCCAUAUAUCAUGGAGUUCCAAUGGUCGGGAUCCCCUUGUUUGGUGACCAGACUGAUAAUUUGGUUCAUGUGAAGGCCAGAGGGGCUGCUGUUAUCAUGGACAACAUCAAGACCACCCAGCCACAAGAUCUGGUGGAUGGACUCAAUGCCGUCAUUAAAAACUCUUCGUAUAAAGAGAACGCUAUGCGUUUGUCCAGGAUUCAUCAUGACAGACCAGUGAAGCCUUUGGAUGAGGCUGUGUUCUGGAUUGAGUUUGUUAUGCGUCAUAAAGGAGCUAAACACCUGCGUGUCGAGGCCCACAAUCUUACCUGGUACCAGUACCACUGUCUGGAUGUGUUCGCUUUUCUCAUCACUGUCCUGACUGUAGUCCUCUACGUCUUCUUUAAAACGUGCAAAGUCUUCAUAAUGCGCUGCUGUUUUAGAUCAAAGAGGAAAAGCAAACAGGAGUGACUGAUUUUAACUGAUACAAAAAUGUAUUGUUUUAUAGACCCGUACAUCUUGUGCACACUAGAUUGUUCACAAAUGUUAAAAUCAUUUGCUUUUAAGUAGUUUGCUAGUUCCUCACCAAGUUGUUCCAAGUUUUGCUCUGAGAAAAUGUGCGGCAGAUCAAAGGGAUCUAUUUGACUCCAAGACACUGGAUGUUCUCUUUAACAAUUUCUACGGUGAUGAUUGUCUUAUUUCGGUUCCCUCUGAAUCAUAUGCUGUGCAGUUAUACAAGGAUUUGAUUAGUAUAUGUGCAAAUGGAGGAUUCAGAUUGACAAAAUGGAUGAGUAACAAUCGUGUUGUAUUGACCGCUAUACCAAAGAGAGAAAGAGAAACCAAGGUAAGGGAUCUUGAUUUUGAUCAUGAUUCUCUACCAUUGAAAAGAGCUUUGGGAGUGCAAUGGUGUGCUGAAUCAGAUGCCUUUCAGUUCAAAGUUGUAGUUAAAGAUUGACCUUUUACAAGGAGAGGAAUUCUCUCAGUGUUCUCUCCGGUCACCUGUAAUUUUGUCUGCAAAAAGGAUAUUGCAAGAUGUCUGCAGAGAAGGAAUAGGUUGGAAUAAUGUUAUUCCUCCUGUAUAUGUUCAGCGUUGGAUGAACUGGAUAGAGGAUCUUCAUAGUUCGAAAAAUUUUAGAUGUAUGAAACCUGAUGGGUUUGGAGAAGUAAGGUCUGCUCAAUUGCAUAAUUUUUCAGAUGCUAGUGAGCAAGGGUAUGGAGUGGUAUCCUAUUUGCUGCUUCAUAAUAGCCAACUAAAGGCACCUUCUACUCUUCUGGAAAGCAAAGCAAGAGUUAUGCCACUAAAAUCCAAUAACAAUCCCUCGUUUGGAAUUUACAGCUGCUUUUUUGGCUAGCCAUAUUGACAAGAUCUGGAGAAAAGAACUCGAGAUGCCCUUUCAGGAUUCAGUAUUUUACAAGUAAUCCAGCAGAUCUGGUUUUGAGAGGAGUGAAUGUGGAUGCAUUCUUGAAAAAUGAGUUGUGGAUUUCUGGCCCCCCCAUUCCUUGUUCAUCCAGCAGAAGAGUGGCCAAAAGAUCUGACAAAUGGAGACUUGAUAUUAUCUCAUGAUCCAGAAACCAAAAGGAGUGUUCUGGUAAACAUGGUUGAAGUCAAUGAAGAGUCUGACUCUGUAUAACAUCUCAAGACAAGACAAAAAGGGCCUUGUACAGCAAGUUAAAAUCAAAACAAUAAGAACCUGCUUGACCAGGCUAGUUACCAAAAUUUACCUUCUUCUUGACGCUGAGGAAUCUACCGGCAAAUUUUGGCAGUUAUCUUUGAAAGCUCUCAUCUGACUUAUUUUGAUUUUGACUUAGACUUUAUUGCAUACUGAUGAUCAACUUUGACUCAGCUACAAGGAUGAACUAUAUGAACAUUUGAACAUUUACACCUGUGUACAUAAAAGCAUACACAAAUUACAUUUCUUAAAAUUGAUGUAGAUGAAAAGGGUAAACUGUACAACAAUGAAUUAUGAGAUGUUUAUUGAUAAUUUUGGUGAUUAUUACAGGUUAAUGUGUAAUAAAUGGGCUGGAAUGUAA